Molecule: messenger RNA, 5186 nt
Organism: Protopterus annectens (West African lungfish)
Lineage: Eukaryota; Metazoa; Chordata; Ceratodontiformes; Protopteridae
Gene: UNC45B
Product: unc-45 myosin chaperone B
Exons: 20
Coding region: 16-2907 (963 amino acids)
Molecular function (GO): Hsp90 protein binding
Source: RefSeq, a predicted model, not a curated record
ACUGUCAUCUAUGUCAUGACCCCAGCCCCUUCAUUAAAGACACUUAGGAGCAGACAGAACCUGUAUGAUCCCUACACACAGAGGUGGCAAGACAGCCGCAACCCAGCAACUAACAAGACAGAGAUGGAAGACCCAAUUCAGUUAAAAGAAGAAGGCAACAAGUAUUUCCAGGCCAGUGACUAUGACAAUGCUAUCCAGAGUUACACAACGGCCAUCAAACUUACCAAAGACAAAAAGGCAUUGGCAGUGCUUUACAGAAAUCGGUCAGCCUGUUAUCUGAAAAAGGAAAACUAUGUUCAAGCAGCAUCUGAUGCAUCCAAAGCUAUUGAUGUCAAUGCUGCAGACAUUAAGGCACUUUAUAGACGAAGUCAAGCCCUGGAAAAGCUGGGUAAAUUGGACCAGGCAUUUAAAGAUGUGCAACGAUGUGCAACAAUUGAACCCAAGAAUAAAACCUUCCAAGAAACCCUCAGGCGGCUAAAUAUGGAAAUAAGUGAAAAGCUACAUAUUCAGUUCUCAACAGAUUCUAGAGUACAGAAGAUGUUUGACAUACUGCUUGAUGAAUCCAGUGAUAAAGAAACAAUAGAGAAGGCUGCCAACAAUCUAAUUGUCCUUGGAAGAGAAGAUGCAGGAGCAGAAAGGAUUUUUCAGAAUAAUGGUGUGAAUUUACUACUUCGGCUGAUUGAAACUAAAAAUCCAGAAAUGAUCCUGGCUGCUGUGAGGACACUUUCAGGCAUGUGCAGUGGACACAGAGCAAGGGCCACAGCUGUCCUUCACUUAAUUGGCAUAGACAAGAUCUGCCGCAUUAUGGCUUUAAACCAUGAAGAUAUUGCCUUGGCCACAUGCAACCUUCUACAGUCUAUCUUGGAUUCUCUCACAGGAGAAGAUAAGAAAGAAGUCCGGGGAAAAGAAGACGCGUUAGUGCUUGACACAACUAAGGAUAUCCGGCUGAUUAUAACACAUCUUCUGGAUAUGUUGGUCUCCAAAUCGGUUUCUGGACAUGGAAGAGAUCAAGCCCUUCACUUACUAAAUAAAAAUGUACCCAGAAAGGACUUGCGUAGCCCAGAUAACAGCAGAACACUUUUUGUUGUUGAUCAUGGUUUAAAAAAGAUUUUAAAAGUAGCGGGGCAGGUCCAAGAUACACCAGACUGCUUACCUCUGACAGACAAUACUUGCUUUACUACUUCUGUGCUACUAAACAAACUAUAUGAUGACUUGAGAUGCGACCCAGAAAGAGAUGACUACAGAAAAAUAUGUGAGGAGUACAUUACGGGCAAGUUUGAUCCUCACGACAUGGACAAGAAUCUGCAUGCUAUUCAAACAGUGUCAGUACUGCUGCAGGGACCUUUUGACCUGGGAAGUAAGUUGCUGGGGUUGCAAGGUGUCAUGGAAAUGAUGGUUGCUCUUUGUGGAUCAGACCGUGAGAUUGAUCAGCUGGUUGCCGUUGAAGCCCUUAUUUAUGCAUCUACCAAACUGGCGAGGGCUUCAUUUAUCAUUUCAAAUGGAGUGGAUCUACUUAAAGACAUAUACAAGAAAACAAAGAACGAAAAGAUCAAAAUAAGAGCUUUAGUGGGUCUUUGUAAGCUAGGUUCAGCUGGAGGCAGUGACUACAGUUUACGACAGUUUGCAGAAGGAUCUACAGAAAAACUAGCAAAACAAUGCAGAAAGUGGUUGUGCAACCCAAACCUUGAUGUUCGAACCAGGAAGUGGGCUGUGGAAGGCUUGGCUUACCUAACCGUAGAUGCCGAUGUGAAGGAUGAUUUUGUAGAAGAUGAGACUGCACUGCAAGCAAUGUUUGAGCUAGCAAAGACUACUGACAAGACCAUCCUGUAUGCAGUUGCUAAUACACUUGUAAACUGUACUAACAGUUAUGAUGUGAAGGAGGUCGUCCCUGAAAUGGUACAGUUGGCCAAGUUCUCCAAGCAGCAUGUUCCUGAGGAGCACCCAAAGGAUAAGAAGGAUUUUGUACUAAAGCGUGUGAAACGAUUGUUAAAGGCAGGUGUAAUCUCAGCUCUUACCUGCAUGGUUAAAGCAGACAGUGCAAUACUAACGGAUCAAACCAAAGAGCUUUUGGCAAGGGUGUUCCUUGCUUUAUGUGAGGAUAGUAAGGACCGUGGCACCAUUGUAGCUCAAGGAGGUGGAAAAGCCCUGAUACCACUGGCAUUGGAAGGUUCGAGCACUGGUAAAAUAAAGGCUGCUCAUGCUUUGGCCAAAAUCGCUGCUGUAUCAAACCCUGAGAUCGCUUUUCCUGGAGAAAGAAUCUAUGAAGUGAUUCGCCCCCUCAUCAGUUUGCUGGAUACUGAAAGAGAUGGUCUUCAGAACUAUGAAGCUUUGCUGGGCCUCACAAAUCUGUCUGCUCUAAGUGACAAACUGAGGAAAAAGAUUAUUAAGGAGAAUUCACUUCCUGAAAUUGAGAACUACAUGUUUGAACAACAUGACCAAAUCCGAUUGGCUGCCACUGAAUGCAUGUGCAACUUGGCUAUCAGCAAAGAGGUGCAGGACAGGUUUGCAGCUGAAGGAAAUGACAGACUCAAGCUUGUUGUGUUACUGUGUAGUGAGGACGAUCCACCACUGCAGCGGGCAGCAGCUGGAACACUCGCCAUACUGACCACCGCACAGAAAUCAAUAUGUCACAAGGUGACAACAGUGACCACGCAGUGGCUAGAGAUUUUACUGAGGCUUUGCCUGCAUGAGAACAUGGAAGUACAACAUCGUGGAUUGGUGAUUGCCUACAAUCUAAUAAAUGCAGACAAGGAGCUGGCCAAAACAUUGAUUGAAAGUGAGUUGUUGGAGAUCAUGACUAUCAUUGGCAAAGCGGAAAACAAUAAAGAUCGACAGCACAUUAUUGACAUUGCCCGUGAAUGUCUUUCGAAGGCCAUGGACUAUGGAUUUAUCAAACCCAUCUCCUAAUUCAUGAACAAGCUGUGGUGUAAUUAAGGGACUAGAUGAAGUCAGCAGUCACCAUAGCAAUAAAGUCUGUAUAUUUUUCAAAAUCAUAAGUGAAUGGAAAAUUUGUACCAUUUUUCUGCUUUUGGGGUUGAUUUUAAAAUCCUGUUCACAUCACAUCACUGAAAGUAUAUUAGUAAUAAUUCAAGUUAGACAUGACUCAAAUGAUUUUCUAAAAAGAAAUAUAUUAUGUUUAAUAAUAUUGUGUAAAAGAUGGCAAGAUGGGUGUGUUGAUUUGAUUAGGGAGCAAUAUUACCACUCCUGGUUAAUGGGUAUAACUCGGCGUUUUGAGUUAAACAGGAAAAGCAGGCUUCUCUUUGGUUAGACACAUUUUCUUUGUGAAUAUAUUGGUGAAAAACUUACACAAAAAAAGAGCAACCAGCUGCUUUUUUUAAAAAAAAUCAUUGUAGCUACUGAGAAAAAGUAAACAAGUCACUGACAUUGUCUUUAUUUGCUAAAUGGCAGUUGAAAAUACUUUAGAUAAAAAAUAUCUUCUGCAUUUGUCCAGUAAAUCCGGUUAAAUUAAAAAUGUGUAAACAUUUUCUCUGGAGGCUGAAAGUACUACACAAAGUUUCUUAUUGCCUUAAAAUUCCUUAAAAUUGUACUCAGUCAAGCUAACAGAGGCGAACAGAUGCCACUGUGUAUAUAACUGCAAACAUUUUACAGUGUUUCCAUUUUAUUGAACAACAUAUUGUUUCAGCUUAUUGUCAAGGCUUAAGACUAGGAGUAAUGUACCUAAAUCCUCUAUCAGUCCUUGGUUUGAUUCCCACAUCUUUCAAUUGCAGACAGCAUAACCUAGAGUAAGCCUCUUCACCAGGCUGCGCUCCUGGGCUAAGCCUGAACUAGGCCCAAGUGGAUCAGUGCUGUGCUGUACUGUAGGUUACAUAUGUACUGAUUUUUUAUUUAUGUAAUGUUAAGUGGAAGAACUUUGUACACCUACAAAACUAGCUCCAAAAGGAACCUUCAGAUUCUCUGUAAAUCUGCCUCCAAAAAUGAAUAAAAACUCUGCACUGUAACCCCAAGUGUUUUUGCUUUAACCUUUAUUAGGAUAUGCUGCAUAUGUUUGAGCAAUGUAAUUCCAACACUAUCAAAGUAUGCUUCCUGAUUGUAUUAGCUCGUGAUACUUAUAUACAUACCAUCUAAUUUAAAUCUGUAAUUAAGAUGGCCCUUUAAAUUAUAUUAAUGUAGAUAAGAUUAGUGUAUUUUUGAAAUCCACUGUAAUCAUUUAAAUCUCUUAAAUACAUACUUCCUGUAAGUAGCUCAAUGCUUCAUACCUCUUACUUUUCCAUCCUUAACAUUUACUGCAAUGGUUAUAUGCUGCUAACGUGUGAUGGACGUUUAAGGGUAUGCCAUGUCGUCUGUAUCAGGCUGCAAACAUUUAACCAAAAACAGUGGUGGUUAAAGUACAACUUUCAUGACAGGCAAAAAAAAUGCAUGUAAUGAAUGAAAAAAAACAUAAGUAAAUAUUUGUAAUUUAGUAAUAGCUUGAAUAGGGACUAAUAUGAAUAUUUUUUUGUAGUGCUGUGUAUCAGAACACAGUAUGAUAAAUGAAGUACUUUAAAACCUACUCACACAUUAAUGUGACACAUUAUAUAAAUUCAGUAUGCCAUGUCUGACUGUGGGUAUGCUGGGCUUUACCCAUGUCUGGCUUCAUGAAAUUGGUGACACUGGCUUAAUCCUUGUAGCUAUACAAAGUUAGUUAUGAGUACAUUCCAUUGUAACUUACCCUGAAAUAUCAUAUUUUGCUCCAGUACUCUGACCUAUUGAAUCACAAGUAAAAAAUGACUUCUGGGUUAAAUUUCAAACUGUUAUAAAAGGGAAUGUUACCCCCCCCCCCCCACACACACACACACGACUUCUGGGCUAAAUUUCAAACUGUUAUAAAAGGGAAUGUUACCCCCCACACACAUACAUACAUUUUUUGUUUAGGGUCAGAUGUGUUUUUGGAAUUUAUGCUAGUGUGGACAGUCUAAAGGUAAUCCCAGCACCAACUCUAGGUUGGAGGUGGGAAUGAUCAAAGCUACCUACAUUCUGCUGUUUUUAUAAAAGCUUUUUUAUUUGUCUUUAAGUGAGUCACAGUAGAUAAAAUCCAGCAAAGUUACUAUGAAAUUCAUAGUUAGCCGAAUACAGAGAAGGACUUACACAAGAAAAUAAUUGAAUACUUAUCAAAAAGAGCUGCUUUUAAAUCUAAGUAUGAAACUUCAGGUGCCUUGCGACAGUGACAUUUAAAUAAGCAGAAAGAC